This is a messenger RNA of Chlorocebus sabaeus (green monkey), 7292 nucleotides long. NCBI's taxonomy places the organism in Eukaryota, Metazoa, Chordata, Mammalia, Primates, Cercopithecidae. The record is from RefSeq and is a predicted model, not a curated record.
UGGAUUGCUUAGCUUUAUUCAGAAAAAAAAAUCAGCUCCAGAAUGUUCUGCUAACUUAGUCUGAAUUAGUUAAAUAUACAACUAACUGGUAGUUGUGUUUAUUCAUCAGUAGUGAAAAUAAAAUAGAUACAGAUUUCUCAUACAAAUUUAACUGCUUUGUUUGAUUAUUGUUUUUACUCUUUCUUGUUCCUGCCUCCAUCUUGGUCUCAUCAUUUCUGAAGAACUAGUUCCAUUUUCCUCGUUUACCAUUUUCUCCCUUAUCCCUGUAGUUGAAAGGCUAAGUGAACAAACACAGUUUUUUUUAUUCCCAACCAACCACGGAACAGUCAUUUCCUUGCAAAAUAAUUGGCUUAGGGAGAAAGAGACACAGAAAACAAAACAAGUUCAUCAUGUACAGCUUGGUCUGGCUACACCCCUUUUCCAGAAACCAGGCUGUGUAAGAGCUGCUGGAGUAGGCACCCAUUUAAAGAAAAAAUGAAGAAGCAGCAAUAAAGAAGUUGUAAUCGUUACCUAGACAAACAGAGAACUGGGUUUGACAGUGUUUCUAGAGUGCUUUUUAUUAUUUUCCUGACAGUAAGUAAAGUUCUAUUUUGUUGUGCUAUGCCAAAUAUGUGGGUGGACACUGCUAAAAUCAAUCUGUUUUUCAGAUGUUUCCCAAUUCUUAUGUGUUUUAUGUUAAAGACCUAAGACUAAAUUUUUCUGCUUCUUCCCAACCACUUUGUAUUGUGUACAUUGUAACAGUAAGACAUAGAAAAAUGGAAAACAUUUGCUUCUGUGCUAGAGAAUUGUCUGAAUAUUUUGAUGUAAAAAUAUGAAAGAAUUUCAUUUUGAGGUUACAGAAACUAAAACAAAUUGUUUGUGUUUCUUUAUUUGCAAACCUUUGGACAAAAUUACUUUCCCAUAUGAUUUCUUUUUGUUUCUUUUAAAACUAAUUUUGUAGUUUCCUGAGUUAUUCAGGGACUUCUGAAUUCAGAAAAUUGAGAGAAAUUGCUUUAUUCUUCUUGUAUCUCAGAACCAAGUUUCAAGUAGUUUGAGACUGGAUUAUGGUUUACAACCUAACUCUUUUGAUAAAAGUUGAUUCCAUCUGAAAGUAAAGUUACAAGAAAACACUUUAUUGAGGUUGUAUCUAGUGUUAAUUUAUUAUUCAGACAAAUUUAAGUAAUCAGACUUUUGAUGUUAAUUUGAUUAGCUCUGAGAUUUCUGUUUAAAUGUAAAGAACAAGAAAUUGCUAUUAACAGGAUGAAAUUAAUUUAAUUACUCUAUUCAUGUACUUAAAGUGCUCUUAUACAAGGCCAAAAGUGUGAAAUUAUCUUAUAGGUUCUGAACUUGAAUUACAGCUUUUCCAUUUCAGUUCUCCAAUUUAUUGCAAAAUUGUGAUAAUAAUCACUCUGCCUUCCCACCAUCACCUACUCCCCUAAAAAGCUUAAGGUGAAGUAUUUGAGGUGAAAUUUUACAGUCAUAAAUUAUUGAAAUAGUAUUUUAAAUUUAUGUUUACACUUUUUAAGGGUAGUAAAUAUUUUCCUCAACAGUAUGAUCAAGGUUUCCCUUAUUACACUUAUUUUUUUCUAGGUUGUAUUCCACCAUGAUUACUUUCUCCUUCAGUGAAUAGGCUAAAUGAAUAUGAAACAGAAAAGUGUGUAUCAGCAAACUAAAGCACUUCUGUGCAAGAAUUUUCUUAAGAAAUGGAGGAUGAAAAGAGAGAGCUUAUUGGAGUGGGGACUCUCAAUACUUCUAGGACUGUGUAUUGCUCUGUUUUCCAAUUCCAUGAGAAAUGUCCAGUUUCCUGGAAUGGCUCCUCAGAAUCUGGGAAGGGUAGAUAAAUUUAAUAGCUCUUCUUUAAAGGUUGUGUAUACACCAAUAUCUAAUUUAACCCAGCAGAUAAUGAAUAAAACAGCACUUGCUCCUCUUUUGAAAGGAACAAGUGUCAUUGGGGCACCAAAUAAAACAUACAUGAAUGAAAUACUUCUGGAAAACUUUCCAUAUGCUAUGGGAAUCAUCUUUAAUGAAACUUUCUCUUAUAAGUUAACAUAUUUACAGGGAUAUAACAUUCCACUUUGGAAAGAAGAUGAUUUCUCAGCUCAUUGCUGGGAGGCAUAUGGUGAGUUUCCAUGUAAAUUGACCAAAUACUGGAAUAGAGGAUUUGUGGCUUUACAAACAGCUAUUAAUACUGCCAUUAUAGAAAUCACAACCAAUCACUCUGUGAUGGAGGAGUUGAUGUCAGUUACUGCUAUAACUAUGAAGACGUUACCUUUCAUAAGUAAAGAUCUUCUUCACAAUGAGAUAUUUAUUUUCUUCUUCUUGCUUCAUUUCUCCCCACUUGUAUAUUUUAUAUCGCUCAAUGUAACAAAAGAGAGAAAAAAGUCUAAGAAUUUGAUGAAAGUGAUGGGUCUCCAAGAUUCAGCAUUCUGGCUCUCCUGGGGUUUAAUCUAUGCUGGCUUCAUCUUUAUUAUUUCCAUAUUCAUUACAAUUAUCAUAACAUUCACCGAAAUUAUAGUCAUGACUGGCUUCAUGGUCAUAUUUAUACUCUUUUUCUUAUAUGGCUUAUCUUUGGUUGCUUUGGUGUUCCUGAUGAGUGUGUUGUUAAAGAAAGCUGUCCUCACCAAUUUGGUUGUGUUUCUCCUUACCCUCUUUUGGGGAUGUCUGGGGUUCACUGUAUUUUAUGAACAACUUCCUUCAUCUCUGGAGUGGAUUUUGAGUAUUUGUAGCCCUUUUGCCUUUACUGCUGGAAUGACUCAGAUUAUCAAACUGGAUUAUAACUUGAAUGGUGUAAUUUUUCCUGACCCUUCAGGAGACUCAUAUACAAUGAUAGCAACUUUUUCCAUAUUGCUUUUGGAUGGUUUCAUCUACUUGCUAUUGGCAUUAUACUUUGACAAAAUUUUACCCUAUGGAGAUGAGCGCCAUUAUUCUCCAUUAUUUUUCUUGAAUUCAUCAUCUUGUUUCCAACACCAAGGGACUGAUAAUAAGGCUAUUGAGAAAGAAAUUGAUGCUGAGCAUCCCUCUGAUGAUUAUUUUGAACCAGUAGCUCCUGAAUUCCAAGGAAAAGAAGCCAUCAGAAUCAGAAAUGUUAACAAGGAAUAUAAAGGAAAGUCUGGAAAAGUGGAAGCAUUGAAAGGCUUGCUCUUUGACAUAUAUGAAGGUCAAAUCACGGCAAUUCUGGGUCACAGUGGAGCUGGCAAAUCUUCACUGCUAAAUAUUCUUAAUGGAUUGUCUGUUCCAACAGAAGGAUCAGUUACCAUCUAUAAUAAAAAUCUCUCUGAAAUGCAAGACUUGGAGGAAAUCAGAAAGAUAACUGGUGUCUGUCCUCAAUUCAAUGUUCAAUUUGACAUACUCACCGUGAAGGAAAACCUCAGCCUGUUUGCUAAAAUAAAAGGGAUUCAUCCACAGGAAGUGGAACAAGAGGUACAACGAAUAUUACUGGAAUUGGACAUGCAAAACAUUCAAGAUAACCUUGCCAAACAUUUAAGUGAAGGACAGAAAAGAAAGCUGACUUUUGGGAUUGCCAUUUUAGGAGAUCCUCAAAUUUUGCUCUUAGAUGAACCAACUACUGGAUUGGAUCCUUUUUCCAGAGAUCAAGUGUGGAGCCUCCUGAGAGAGCGUAGAGCAGAUCAUGUGAUCCUUUUCAGUACCCAGUCCAUGGAUGAGGCUGACAUCCUGGCUGAUAGAAAAGUGAUCAUGUCCAAUGGGAGACUGAAAUGUGCAGGUUCUUCUAUCUUUUUGAAAAGAAGGUGGGGUCUUGGAUAUCACCUAAGUUUACAUAGGAAUGAAAUAUGUAAUCCAGAACAAAUAACAUCCUUCAUUACUCAUCAUAUCCCCGAUGCUAAAUUAAAAACAAAAAACAAAGAAAAGCUUGUAUAUACUUUGCCAUUGGAAAGGACAAACAUAUUUCCAGAUCUUUUCAGUAAUCUGGAUAAGUGUUCUGACCAGGGAGUGACAGGUUAUGACAUUUCCAUGUCAACUCUAAAUGAAAUCUUUAUGAAACUGGAAGGACAGUCAACUAUCGAACAAGAUUUCGAACAAGUGGAGAUGAUAAGAGACUCUGAAAGCCUCAAUGAAAUGGAGCUGGCUCACUCUUCCUUCUCUGAAAUGCAGACAGCUGUGAGUGACAUGCACCUCUGGAGAAUGCAAGUCUUUGCCAUGGCACGGCUCCGUUUCUUAAAGUUGAAACGUCAAACGAAAGUGUUAUUGACCCUAUUAUUGGUAUUUGGAAUCGCAGUGUUCCCUUUGAUUGUCGAAAAUAUAAUAUAUGCUAUGUUAAAUGAAAAGAUCGAUUGGGAAUUUAAAACCGAAUUGUAUUUUCUGUCUCCUGGACAACUUCCCCAGGAACCCCGUACCAGCCUGUUGAUCAUCAAUAACACAGAAUCAAAUAUUGAAGAUUUUAUAAAAUCACUGAAGCAUCAAAAUAUACUUUUGGAAGUAGAUGACUUUGAAAACAGAAAUGGUACUGAUGGCCUCUCAUACAAUGGAGCGAUCAUAGUUUCUGGUAAACAAAAGGAUUAUAGAUUUUCAGUUGUGUGUAAUACCAAGAGAUUGCACUGUUUUCCGAUUCUUAUGAAUAUUAUCAGCAAUGGGCUACUUCAAAUGCUUAAUCACACACAACAUAUUCAAAUUGAGUCAAGCCCAUUUCCUCUUAGCCACAUAGGAUUCUGGACUGGGCUGCCGGAUGGUUCCUUUUUCUUAUUUUUGGUUCUAUGUAGCAUUUCUCCUUACAUCACCAUGGGCAGCAUCAGUGAUUACAAGAAAAAUGCUAAGUCCCAGCUAUGGAUUUCAGGCCUCUACACUUCUGCUUACUGGUGUGGGCAGGCACUAGUGGACGUCAGCGUCUUCAUUUUAAUUCUCCUUGUAAUGUAUUUAAUUUUCUACAUAGAAAACAUGCAGUACCUUCUUAUUACAAGCCAAAUUGUGUUUGCUUUCGUUAUAGUUACUCCCGGUUAUGCAGCUUCUCUUGUCUUCUUGAUAUAUAUGAUAUCAUUUAUUUUUCGCAAAAGGAGAAAAAACAGUGCCCUUUGGUCAUUUUACUUCUUUUUUGCCUCCAUCACCAUGUUUGUUACUGCUUUAAUCAAUAAUUUGGACCUAAGUAUAUUGAUUACCACCAUGGUAUUGGUUCCUUCAUAUACCUUGCUUGGAUUUAAAACUUUUUUGGAAAUGAGAGACCAGCAGCACUACAGAGAAUCUCCAGAGGCAAAUUUCAAAUUGAGUGCCACUGAUUUUCUAGUCUGCUUCAUACCCUACUUUCAGACUUUGCUAUUCAUUUUUGUUCUAAGAUGUAUGGAACUAAAAUAUGGAAAGAAAAGAAUGCGAAAAGAUCCUGUUUUCAGAAUUUCCCCCCAAAGUAGAGAUGCUAAACCAAAUCCAGAAGAACCCAUAGAUGAAGAUGAAGAUGUUCAAGCAGAAAGAAUAAGAACAGCAACUGCUCUGACCACUUCAAUCUUAGAUGAGAAACCUGUUAUAAUUGCCAGCUGUCUACACAAAGAAUAUGCAGGCCAGAAAAAAAGUUGCUUUUCAAAGAGGAAGAAGAAAAUAGCAGCAAGAAAUAUCUCUUUCUGUGUUCAAGAAGGUGAAAUUUUGGGAUUGCUGGGACCCAAUGGUGCUGGAAAAAGUUCAUCUAUUAGAAUGAUAUCUGGGAUCACAAAGCCAACUGCUGGAGAGGUGGAACUGAAAGGCUGCAGUUCAGUUUUGGGCCACCUGGGGUACUGCCCUCAGGAGAACGUGCUGUGGCCCGUGCUGACGGCGAGGGAGCACCUGGAGGUGUAUGCUGCUGUCAAGGGGCUCAGGAAAGUGGAUGCGAGACUCGCCAUCGCAAGAUUAGUGAGUGCUUUCAAACUGCAUGAGCAGCUGAAUGUUCCUGUGCAGAAAUUAACAACAGGAACCAUGAGAAAGUUGUGCUUUGUGCUGAGCCUCCUGGGAAACUCACCUAUCUUGCUCCUGGAUGAACCAUCUACGGGCAUAGACCCCACAGGGCAGCAGCAAAUGUGGCAGGCAAUCCAGGCAGUCGUUAAAAACACAGAGCGGGGUGUCCUCCUGACCACUCAUAAUCUGGCUGAGGCAGAGGCCUUGUGUGACCGUGUGGCCAUCCUGGUGUCUGGAAGGCUUAGAUGCAUUGGCUCCAUCCAACACCUGAAAAACAAACUUGGCAAGGAUUACAUUCUAGAGCUGAAAGUGAAGGAACCUUCUCAAGUGACUUUGGUCCACACUGAGAUUCUGAAGCUUUUCCCACAGGCAGCAGGGCAGGAAAGGUAUUCCUCCUUGUUAACCUAUAAGCUGCCCGUGGCAGACGUUUACCCUCUAUCGCAGGCCUUUCACAAAUUAGAGGCAGUGAAGCAUAACUUUAACCUGGAAGAAUACAGCCUCUCUCAGUGCACAUUGGAGAAGGUAUUCUUAGAGCUUUCUAAAGAGCAGGAAGUGGGAAAUUUUGAUGAAGAAGUUGAUACAACAAUGAGAUGGAAACUCCUCCCUCAUUCAGAUGAACCUUAAAACCUCAAACCUAGUAAUUUUUUGUUGGUGUCCUAUAAACUUAUGUUUUAUGUAAUAAUUAGUAGCACAUUUAAUUUUAAAGAUCAUUUAAAAUUAACAUCAGGUGUAUUUUGUAUAUUUAGUUAAUAAAUACAUAAAUUUAAAAAUUAUUCUUCCUCUCAAACAUAGAGGUGAUAGCAAACCUGUGAUAAAGGCAAUACAAAAUAUUAGUAAAGCCACCCAAAGAGUCAGGCACUGGGUAUUGUGGAAAUCAAACUAUAUAAACAUAGAAUUUUUAAAAAAAUGACUUUUUUACCUUUUACUGAAAACAUUCUCUUGCUGAAAUAUGUGAAGGGUAUAUUCAGUAGCCAAGAGUUGCAUGACUACUUCACACCAGUUCAUGAUACAACAGGUAUACAGGUUUUCUUUUAUAAGCAAGUACAACUCAAGAGUCUUCUGAAAAUGUUCCAGAAAUUGCUUUAAAACUCACAAGUAUGGGGCAAGGCGCUGUGGCUCACGCCUGUAAUCCCAGCACUUUGGGAGGCCAAGGCAGGUGGAUCAUGAGGUCAGGAGUUCAAGACCAGCCUGGCCAAUAUGGUGAAACCCCGUCUCUAAUAAAAAUACAAAAAUGAGCCAGUCGUUGGAUUUGCCUGUAGUCCUAGCUAUUCGGGAGGCUGAGGGAGGAGAAUUGCUUGAACCCAGGAGGUUGCAAAGAGCCAAGAUCGUGCCAGUGUACUCCAGCCUAGGUGACAGAGCGAGACUCUGUCUCAAAACAAAAAAAACACCUCCCAAGUAUUGGGAGGUCCUUAGACAUACAAGUAGGCAAGCACUCACAUUGAAAA